CCUGAUCGAAAGCACCAAUGUCGACAACUCCACUCACUUUCCUAACAGUGCUACUGCUAACGCUCGCCGCCUUCAACGGCGAAGCAGCCAACACAAACGGCGUCUACCAGCCCUGCGCCGACACCAAGGUCCAGAGGUCCGAUGGCUUCACUUUCGGCAUCGCUUUCUCUCCACGAGAAUCUUUCUACUUCAACCAAUCCCAUCAGCUCUCCCCCUGCGACACCCGCCUCUCGCUUGCGUCUUUAAACUCCCAGCUCGCCGUCUUUAGACCCAAAGUAGAUGAAAUCUCACUCCUCACUGUCAAUACCUCCAGUUUUUUCCCGGAUUCUUUUGGUGGGUACAUGGUGGCAUUUGCUGGUCGAAAAUAUGCUGCAAGGUCCAUUCCUGCUUUUGUUGCAAACAGCACAUAUACUGUAACCAGUUUUACUCUGGUUCUUGAAUUCAAGGAUGGAAGGCUUCAGAAUCUGUACUGGAAGAGAGAUGGAUGUGCUUCAUGCGCAGGCAAUUCCAAUUUUGUUUGCCUCAACAAUCAGGACUGUGCUAUCAGGACAUCAAACUGCCAAAACCGAGGCGGUUCUGUUGAUUGCAGCCUUGGGAUACAGCUAGCUUUUUCUGGGACAGACAAGCAUCUUGCUGUUCUCAAUUCUUGGUAUGAAGUGGAGAAUCUCCGUCAAUAUUCCCUUUAUGGCUUGUAUUCAAACCUCCGGGAUUCACUUACCAGUCAAUACAACAAAUUCUUUUAACCACUUAUCAGCCAACUGAGCAAGUUCUUUUAACUGCAUUUGCCAUGCUGAUAAUGGUGUAUGUUUCUUCCUUAGCAUUAGUGAUGCCAUAAUUUUGUAAUGUCUCCCACUUUUGUUAAUUUCUUUAGCCAUUGGCUUAUUGAACUAGUUACCAUAUGCAGUGGGUUCAUUCUGUCUAUCUAUAUUUAUGCUAUUUUAAGUUCAAUGAAGUAUGAUACUCCUU
Messenger RNA from Rubroshorea leprosula, 966 nucleotides. NCBI's taxonomy places the organism in Eukaryota, Viridiplantae, Streptophyta, Magnoliopsida, Malvales, Dipterocarpaceae. The record is from the annotation of a GenBank genome assembly.